AUGAAGCGGUUUGCGUUGUUAUGGCUGGUUUUAAUGCCAAUAGCAUAUGGGUACCACAUCCUUUGCAUACAGAGUAUGCCGAUGCGUAGUCAUUAUAUUUUAAUGAAAGGAAUUGUAGAUAUACUUCUGGAAGCUGGACAUGAGGUAACAAUGAUAACAACCUAUCCAGACAUAAAACCGGUGAACAAACUAAACUUAAUUGAUAUAAGCGAAGUCAGAAAGAUAAUAGAAGCGAUAGACCUCUCCGACCGCAGUCAAAUGAGAUCUAUAGAUGUAACGGAUAUUAGUCGAAACAUAUCGAGGAUGGUGAUCGAAUCAUCGAAUGUAAAAGACGUUAUAGUAAAUAAUAAUUUUGAUGCAGUUGUGUCUGAAUGGUUUUAUUCAGAUUUGGAAGCCGGUUAUGCUGCAGUGCUGCAAAUACCGUGGAUAGUUUUGUCGAACUCAAUGUCACCUUACAUGGAAUACUUAGUAGAUACUGUCAGAUCAAUACCCAGUAUUCCUCUGACGAUGGACAAGAAGCUCCCCAUGCAAUUUAUAGAAAGAACAAAAAAUACACUUGAAUAUUUGACGAAGUCAUAUGCAAAUUACCUUCAAUUCAUUAAAACGAAUGGAGAUUAUGAGAAAUAUUUUAAACCUCUGGCUGAAGCAAGAAACGUUGCUCUGCCAUCACUGAUGGAGGCCAUUCAUAAUAUUUCCAUACUGCUCGUUAACACUUAUCCAUCUAUGGAACCCACGAAAAGUAUACCGCCAAAUGUAGUCAAUAUUGCUGGUUAUCACUUUGGUAACGUAUCCCCAUUAUCAAAGGACCUCCAGGAAAUAUUGGACAGUUCGAAACGAGGAGUUAUAUACUUCAGUAUGGGUUCUGCCUUGAAAGCUGAUGUUUUUUCAGAUAAAACUAGAUCACAACUAUUGCAAGUUUUCGAAAGUCUUCCUUAUACGGUAUUAUGGAAAUUCGACGACGAUUUACACUUCCUCCCCCAAAACGUACACAUUCGAAAUUGGGUGCCACAGUCAAGCGUUUUAGCCCAUCCAAAUGUAAAACUGUUCAUAACGCACGGUGGCUUACUAAGCACACUAGAGGCAAUUAAUAAUGGUAUACCAAUGAUUGUGAUUCCUGUGUAUGGAGACCAAAUAACCAACGCGGCUAGAUCCGUGGAGCAAGGGAUAGCAAAAAAAGUGAAAUUAUCACCUUUUAUAGCGGAAAAUAUUAGCUCAGCUCUUCACGAAAUGCUUCAAGACGACAGAUAUCACAAACGUGCAAUGGUUGUGUCUACACUCUUCAGAAAUAGACCAGUACCAACUUCCAAAUUGAUCAAACAUUAUGUGGAACUGGCCAUAGAAACCAAAGGAGCGUAUCAUCUAAGGUCACCAGCUCUCCUAUACAAAUGGUACGAGCUCUGGAUGUUGGAUCAACUUGCAGCGUUAUUGCUCUUUAUUUUUACAAGCUAUCUUAUUUUUAAAACUAUUUUAAAAUACUUGACACGAAAGAUUUCUGGGAAAUUUAAAAUACAGUAA
Molecule: messenger RNA, 1515 nt
Organism: Aricia agestis (brown argus)
Lineage: Eukaryota; Metazoa; Arthropoda; Insecta; Lepidoptera; Lycaenidae
Product: UDP-glucosyltransferase 2-like
Exons: 9
Coding region: 1-1515 (504 amino acids)
Molecular function (GO): UDP-glycosyltransferase activity
Source: RefSeq, a predicted model, not a curated record